UGUCUGAGAAGGGCUUCUGUGAGAGCAGGGCGGAUAGCCAGACAUUUCACACCUGCAAGAGUCCUGCAGGUAGAGCGGAAAGGAAGGCAAACCGGGGCACCCCCUUGAGAGGGCACACUCUUUUGCUUUCUGUUCGCGUGCCUUCAGCUAGAGAGCAUAUUCGUUAUAUCUUGCACCCGAUUUCCUCCUUGAUGGCUGGUCACAUAGAUUCUUCUAGACUAGCAGCGACUUCUCUGUGGGGUUUGUUAUUGUUUUGCGGUUAAGAGGGAAGAGAUCAGUGAACAUUCUCUCUGGUAAGUGGAGGGUUCUCAGCGAUGAGAAGAGGAAGACUUCAAAGCCGAAGGGGAAAGCAGCUUUCGCUGGUCCCCACGUCUCGCGGUACCCCUACUCCAUACGCGUGACCUCCUUUGGAGACCCCAGGUGGCACAUCAGUAUUUGAUCUGCUCUUCCCCAGACUGCUGCGGGCGUUCGGUCACACACCACCCAGCUGCUGAAGCCGGAGCCCAGCUCCGCAGGCGACUUUGGAAGGACCAUCUCCGUGCUCGCCCCCUGCUCGGGCUGCUUGUGUUUCCGGGCCCCCGGGGCGCGGCACCCACCAUGCUCGGUUGCCCACGGCUGGCGCUGCUCUGCGCGCUGCCCUGGCUCCUGAGGGCAGCGGUCCCCGGCCACCCGGCAGAGCCCUUUGCCCAGUCCCCAGAGCUGCUCCGUGAUCCCCGCGACCCCGCCAGGGCCGCCGACUUUGAUCACGUCUACAACGGGGUGGUGAACCUCAGCACCGAACACAUCUACUCCUUCAACCACACCAGCCACCCUGGCCAGGUGACAGCGGUGCGGGUGCAUGUGAACAGCUCCUCUGAGAACCUGGACUACCCAGUCCUCGUCGUGGUCCGCCAGCAGAAAGCAGUGCUGUCCUGGCAGGUUCCUCUGCUCUUCCAAGGACUAUACCAGCGGAGCUACAACUACCAGGAAGUCAGUCGCACUCUUUGUCCAUCGAAAGCAACCAAUGAGACGGGCCCUCUGCAGCAACUGAUCUUUGUAGAUGUAGCAUCCAUGGCUCCCCACGGUGCCCACUACCAGCUGCUGGUCACCAAAAUCAAACACUUCCAGCUCCGGACAAAUGUCGCCUUCCACUUCACUGCCAGCCCCUCUCAACCUCAGUAUUUUCUAUACGAAUUUCCUGAAGAUGUGGACUCCGUUAUCAUUAAGGUGGCGUCUGAGAAGGCUUAUCCCUGUUCAGUUGUCUCGGUUCAGAACAUCAUGUGUCCAGUGUACGAUCUGGACUAUGACGUGGAAUUCAAUGGCGUCUAUCAGUCCAUGACCAAGAAAGCUGCCAUCACGCUACAGAAGAAGGAUUUUCCAGAUGAGCAGUUCUUCGUGGUGUUUGUGAUAAAACCUGAAGAUUACGCGUGUGGGGGAUCAUUCUCCAUCCAGGAAAAUGAAAAUCAGACCUGGAAUCUACAACGAUCAAAGAACCUGAAAGUGACCAUUGUCCCAUCUAUCAAAGGAUCUGUGUAUGUGAAAUCCAGUCUCUUCAGUGUUUUCAUCUUCUUGGGUUUCUACUUGGGAUACCUGCUCGCUGUGUUAUUUCAUCAUGUCAGGUUUCAGAGGAAAUCCAUUGAUGGGAGCUUUGGUUGCAGUGACGGAAAUAUGGCUGUAUCACAUCCUAUCACUGCCAGUACACCGGAAGGGAGCAACUAUGGGGCAAUCGAUGAGUCGAGUUCCAGUCCUGGAAGACAGAUGUCUUCCUCCGAUGGUGGACAGCCGUGCCACUCGGACACGGACAGCUCCGUGGAAGAGAGUGACUUCGACACCAUGCCAGACAUUGAAAGCGACAAAAACAUCAUCCGGACAAAGGUAUUCCUGUACCUGUCAGAUCUGUCCAGGAAGGAUCGGAGAAUCGUCAGCAAAAAGUCUAAGAUUUAUUUUUGGAACAUCAUCACCAUCGCUGUGUUUUACGCUCUGCCCGUGAUGCAGCUCGUUAUCACCUACCAGACGGUGGUAAACGUCACUGGCAACCAGGACAUCUGUUACUACAACUUCCUCUGUGCCCACCCCUGGGGCGUCCUGAGUGCCUUCAACAAUAUCCUCAGCAACCUGGGCCACGUGCUCCUGGGCUUCCUCUUUCUGCUGAUAGUGUUGCGCCGGGACCUGCUCCAUCGAAAAGCCCUGGAAGCUAAAGACAUCUUUGCCAUGGAGUAUGGGAUUCCCAAACACUUCGGUCUCUUCUAUGCCAUGGGUAUUGCGCUGAUGAUGGAGGGCGUUCUCAGUGCUUGUUACCAUGUCUGCCCGAAUUACUCCAACUUCCAGUUCGACACUUCCUUCAUGUACAUGAUUGCGGGCCUCUGCAUGCUGAAGCUCUAUCAGGCCCGCCACCCAGACAUCAAUGCCAGCGCCUACUCUGCCUACGCCUCCUUCGCGGCUGUCAUCACACUCACGGUCCUCGGAGUGGUGUUUGGGAAAAAUGAUGUGUGGUUCUGGGUCAUCUUCUCUGCGGUCCAUAUUCUUGCUUCCCUGGCCCUCAGCACCCAGAUCUACUACAUGGGCCGUUUCAAGAUAGAUGUGUCUGACACAGAUCUGGGGAUCUUCCGGAGGGCUGUUAUGGUGUUCUACAUGGACUGUGUCCAGCAGUGCAGCAGACCUCUGUAUAUGGACAGGAUGGUGCUGCUCAUUGUGGGGAACCUGGUUAACUGGUCCUUUGCCUUCUUUGGACUCUUCUGCCGGCCCAGGGACUUUGCAUCCUACAUGCUGGGCAUCUUCAUCUUCAACCUGCUGCUGUACCUGGCUUUCUACAUCAUCAUGAAGCUCCGCAGCUCCGAGAAGAUCCUCCCCCUACCACUCUUCUGCAUUGUGGCCACGGCGGUGGUGUGGGCUGCGGCCCUGUACUUUUUCUUUCAGAACCUCAGCAGCUGGGAGGGAACCCCAGCAGAAUCGCGGGAGAAGAACCGAGAGUGUGUGCUGCUGGACUUCUUUGAUGACCACGACAUCUGGCACUUCCUCUCUGCGACUGCCCUGUUUUUCUCGUUCCUGGUGUUGCUGACCCUGGAUGAUGACCUGGAUGUGGUUCGUAGAGACCAGAUCCCUGUCUUCUGAGCCUCCAGCAUCACAGGGGGGAGAAGGCCCGAUUCACUUUGGUGCUGUUUCGUGGGAAAUAUGUCCACAGCAGCAUGUCCACUGCCAGACACUCCACUGGGCUCUGGGGAGUCAACUGUGUCUGCAUUCAUACAGGAAGGCUAGAACUUGGGGUGAGCUGCACCCCAAGAAGAAUGGGAGAAUGGAAGACCAGCUGUGCGCAGAAGCAAAGCCAGGAGGCUCAGGAAUCUCUGUUUGCAAUUUAGAGUUCAGUGUGGACAAGCUGUGUCAGGCCAGCUUGCUGCCUUGGCCCCUUCCAUCCUCUCCGAUUGGCCGGAAGACUAGCUACUUGUACCUUCCACCUAGAGUCUUUGGUGUGGCCACUGCCACCCCUGUAAAACACCUACUGCUCUAGAAACCUAAAGCACCGUCUCACCCCCCCCCCAGGAGCCUCUGAGGCUGUGAUUCCUCAGAUAAGGUGCAGAAGUGGGACCAAGUCCCCACCCAACUGAGACAGACCUUCUGGUAACUCAAGUAUUCAGAAGGAAUGCUGAACAACCCCCCAGGUUCUUGGCACUACUGGAAAUGCUCAGGAUGGGACUUUGUCAUGAGCACUUCUGAGGUCUGGGCCCAAGGUCUGGGGAAUCACCAAUUUCCAAGUGUCUUCGUCUUACCACUGGAGGGUGACCAGGCACACUGGUGCGGCCUUCUCAGAAGGGCCCUCCUUCUCCGUAGACUUCUACCAGUUCUGAGAUGGAUAAGGAAGAGAGGAAACUAGAGCAGAAGAAGUGAGAGCAGUGACAGACUGUGCCAAGUGCCUGCUCUCCUCAGCUUAAGGACUCUGGAUCCUGGAGCAAAUUCAACAAAGCAACAGGGCUUGGUGGUCCUCUCAUACACAGCUCAACCGGUGCCCGUAUGCCCUUUGCAGGGAAAUAAGUGUUUCCAGCAAUGUUACCCUGGACUCCUCCACCCUUGAGCCUCUCGCCUGUGACUUAUGUAGAUGUCACUCAGGAUGGACACAUGCUCCCCUCCCCGACUUGGGUUGCAGAGAUCAGAGCUGAUCCAGUCACCUAACACUGCAUCUCUCUAAGAUGUAGAACGGCUCAGCACUCUAGUUCCCGUCUCUCACACCGCCUGGCAAGCCUCGUGAGAAGCCCCAUUUGACCAGGCUUCCUGGUUGCCUGGAGAGUGAUGUCGUCAGAAAACAGACACACCUGCCUAUUGCCUGGGAAACUGAAGUCUCUCCUCACCUGUGUGUUCUUGGUCACUUAUUAAGGAAGCAGAUGGGGCAUUCCUCUUUUUAAAGGUUGUUAUUCUUUAUCUCAACUAUCUGCAUACUGUUCAAACAUGUGCUUUGAAAGUUCGAAUGGCAAGGUUUUCUUGAUUUUAAAAAGGCAAAGAUAAUUUCCAUGAAUAAUUUUGUGUGUUUUGUCUUUCUUCCCCAAACGGUCUCAUGUUUGCAAGUGGUUUUCUGUUAUUCUUCAUUACUUCGGAACUUACUGGUUUCUCUGGGUCCUAUGAAGACUGUCGGUGAGAUGGACAUCCUAGUCAAACACCUUUACAGAAGCAAGAACGCUGCAAACAAGUGUGCCUAAGGCCCUUAAUCCCAGCCCAGGCAGAGGCAGGUGGCCACGUGACUCAAGGCCAACCUGGUCUGCAAAGUUAAAGUUGGGUGCCAGGCCAGCUAGUGUUAUGGUGAGACCAGAUCUCAAAACAAACAAACAAAAGAAAGCAAGUUCAAAUCUGAUUGCUUACGGCGGAUUGUGGAUUCUUUCAAAGCAGUCCUCCCGGUGUUGAAUCUUAAAUAAGCCAGUAAGGAAAACCCAUCCAAACAGCCCUGGGGCGUGAGUGAAUAA
Microtus oregoni (creeping vole) is the source of this 4925-nucleotide messenger RNA. RefSeq names its product SID1 transmembrane family member 1 (gene Sidt1). Gene Ontology annotation, cellular component: membrane. The transcript has 26 exons. Bases 598 to 3090 code for a protein of 830 amino acids. The record is from RefSeq and is a predicted model, not a curated record. Lineage: Eukaryota; Metazoa; Chordata; Mammalia; Rodentia; Cricetidae.